AUGCGUUCUAACCACAUGGAAGACAGAGGGGGUGAGUGCCUCAGUGACAUGUUGAAAAACCACCAUAUGAAGGUCUGUAGUUUGGACUUUGGGCUGACGGCUGGCUGUCUCUCCAUAGGUGUAUGGAUUCUACAGGAGCAUGUCUAUGCCGGUCACCACUGUGUCCGUCAGCUCCUCUGUAGUGUUUGGCGUCUACAGGAAUGUCCUGCAAUGUCCUACGUCAACUACGCGCCACCUCCACAGGUUUAGAUUUUCUGCAAGCCAAGGUGGACAUCUUUUUGUCCGGGUUGUCAGGCGUUGCCCAGGUAGUCUACUUAUUAUUAUAUUCGUCUACAGUCGUUGUGACAUUACAUGACAUGAUGCUUGGCUUUUACAAUAUUGAUCAGUUUCAGUAAAUUCCUUCAGUAAAACUAAAAGUUCCCCAAAGCAAAAACUGGGUCAUAUUCACUAGGAACCAAAUGGAAGUUGUCCUAGUUGAAACGUUUGUUUUCCUUUUCCGUUGCAAGCGUUUUGCUAUGGUAUGCACUAAUACGACCCUGAUGACAUCAUCACCACAACACCUAGGGUUUGAAUCCUCCCUCUCUUAUCCUCUUUAAAGGAUCAGUGGUGGCACCAGCUGACAUAGUGAAAGUACGGCUGCAGUGUCAGAUGGUACAUCAAGGCUUGGACGCUCAGCAACCCAAUGCACGGUCUGAAGACCAUCGCUCGUGAGGAGGGCUUCCUCGAACUGUACAAGGAAGCUAGUGCACUCGACCUGCGAGAAAGCCCUUGUUUUGCCACCUACUUCACUAUUUAUCACGUUAUCUGUGAGCAACUGUCACCACCUGGGAAGACCCAGCCAGGUAAACACACAUCAUCACACAAAGCAUAUGCUUCUGUAACUCCGCUAAUGUCAUGUUAAGUGUAAAAGGUUGCUUUUACCAUUGGUCAUUAUUCAUUCAUCAUUUUGUGUUGGAUGUGGACGGCGGUUCUGCUUGCUGGUGGACUCUCAGGGAUGUGCGGCUGGUACAUAGGGACACCCAUAGACGUGAUCAAAUCCCGUUUGCAGGUGGACGGUAUAGGCAAGAGGAGAUACAAGGGUUUCUUCCACUACAGAGCAUAGGCACUGAGGGGCCGGGUGUUCUCUUCAAAGGCCUGGGCCUCAAUUGCAUACGUGCCUUCCCCGUCAUC
This is a messenger RNA of Coregonus sp. 'balchen', 1170 nucleotides long. NCBI's taxonomy places the organism in Eukaryota, Metazoa, Chordata, Actinopteri, Salmoniformes, Salmonidae. The record is from the annotation of a GenBank genome assembly.